AAUUGGCACAUGUAAUUGUUGUGUAUACUUUGUCGUUGAGAGUUGGGAGAGAUAGUUUUGAAAGAACGAAAGAGUCGCAAGCAAACAAUCAGAGAUUGUGGUGAAAGCAAGAUGGGUUCAGUAGCAAAGAAUGGACUCAACAAUUACAUCAAACAGCUUCAGCAACACCCUCUCAGAACCAAGGCAAUUACUGCAGGGGUGUUGUCAGGGAUCAGUGAUAUAGUGUCUCAGAAGCUUACAGGUAUACGGAAGCUUCAAUUUAAAAGACUUCUUCUCAAAGUGAUUCUUGGAGCCGCUUAUCUUGGACCCUCUGGACAUUUCUUUCAUAUAUUACUAGAAAAGAUUUUCAAAGGAAAGAAAGAUUCAAAAACUGUGGCCAAGAAGGUUCUGAUUGAACAAUUGACAUCUUCUCCUUUGAACAAUUUGCUUUUCAUGAUUUACUAUGGAUUAGUUAUUGAAGGCCGACCUUGGGUGCAUGUGAAAGCUAAUGUGAAGAAGGGUUAUCCAUCAGUACAAUACGCAUCAUGGACGUUCUGGCCUGUUGUUGGGUGGAUAAAUUACAAAUUCAUGCCUCUUCAUUUCCGUGUUGUUUUCCACAGCUUAAUAGCAUUUUGCUGGGGAAUAUUCUUGAACCUUCGAGCACGAUCUAUGGCAUUGACUAAAGCAUGAAGGAAAUAAGAAUCCAAGUUUUAGUCUUCACAUUAAGUUGAUGCUCCUGCUUAUUACUCCUUUAGAAGUUUGUUUUAUCAUUAUAAUAAUAAUAAUAUUUUUAUAUAUUUGUAAUUGUGGGCAAAUAUAUUAGCAAUAAAGCAGGUAAUUAAGCAAGCCAGUUUCAUUGUUUAUGGCAACUUUGUAUACUAGAGAAUACAUUUUUGUAAUAUUCCUGCUGCUUCAUGAUGGAGAAAGUACUUUUUUUAUUCCUAUUGAUUCAA
This is a messenger RNA of Cicer arietinum (chickpea), 932 nucleotides long. RefSeq names its product peroxisomal membrane protein PMP22. Lineage: Eukaryota; Viridiplantae; Streptophyta; Magnoliopsida; Fabales; Fabaceae. The record is from RefSeq and is a predicted model, not a curated record. Gene Ontology annotation, cellular component: cytoplasm; membrane.